Aspergillus heteromorphus CBS 117.55 is the source of this 1373-nucleotide messenger RNA. Its product is annotated as putative GPI-anchored cell wall protein Pst1. NCBI's taxonomy places the organism in Eukaryota, Fungi, Ascomycota, Eurotiomycetes, Eurotiales, Aspergillaceae. The record is from RefSeq and is a predicted model, not a curated record. Bases 51 to 1274 code for a protein of 407 amino acids. Gene Ontology annotation, cellular component: cell wall; plasma membrane. The transcript is spliced from 3 exons.
UCUCUUUCCCGCAUCGAAUGAAUUAAUUGAAUCGAAUCGGAUCGAAUGUCAUGAUCCCCCCACUCGACUACACCGGCUUCUUCCUCUCCCUCGCGGCGGUGGCGAUUCGGCCUGUCGCGGGGAGUUCGAAUUCCUCUUGCUCCUCCACAACCACAAUAACCAGCCAAUCCGACGCCGACGCCCUCUCAUCGUGCAGCACCCUCUCCGGCACCCUGACCAUCUCCCCCUCCGCAACAGGAACCAUCUCCAUCCCCAACAUCCAGACCCUCAACGGCGGGCUCGUGCUCCAAGAUACCUCGUCGCUGGACACCCUAUCCGCGUCGGACCUGCAGACCGUGCACGGCAAGAUCUACAUAGAGGACAACGACGCGCUGAGGAACCUGUCGCUGCCCGAUUUGCAAACUGUGGGCGGGGAGAUUGAUAUCUCGGGGAAUGCGAAACUGAAGGAUUUGGUCCUCGAUGGGUUGCAGGAGGUGGAUGGGGCGUUGGUUUUGAGUGGGACGUUUGAUGAAAUCUCCUUCUCCGACCUGGACUCCGUCAAAGGGCAAACGAGCAUCAAGUCGCACGGGGGAUCGUUCCGGUGUUCGAGUUUGGAUUCUUUGCGCGGCGACGACGACGACGACGACAACAACAACCACAACCACAACCACGGCAAUAGCAACAGCAACAGCAACAGCGUCUUUCAAGGCUCAUACUCCUGCAGUGACGGUUCCAGCAGCGGACUCAGCGCGGGCGCGAAAGCCGGGAUCGCGAUCGCCGUGAUCGUGGUGGUGAUGCUGAUCGUCCUGUUCGCGUGGUGGCGGGUACGCAAGAUGCGGAAGCAGAAGCGACGACGCAACGGCCCCACGGACAAGAAUCAGUAUACGGCUGUCGGGGUGGGACAUCACGAUGAAGAGAUGGUGCUGGGCGACGAGAAGACGAGGAUGAAUCGGAAUAGCGACCUGGCGAGCCCCGGGAAUAUUCCCCGGAAACCGCUGUCGCCGCCGCCGCCAGAAGAGGCGAAUACGUCGAUGGAUACGUCGAUGUUGUCGACGUCGCCGCCGGUUCCGGUGGCGCUGCUGCCCGGCGCGGCGGAUCGCGCAACGGACGCGGAUGCGGACGGGCAGUCGUUGUUCCUCCAUCCCAUUCCGCGACGCAGACCCUCCGAGACGGACGUGCCGUUGCUGGAUAGCGGCGACGUGCAUGAGGCGCCGGCUGCGCCCGUCGAGCGGGUGUAUGAGCUGGAUGGCGGGCCGGUGCGAGGCACGCACCAGCAACCCAUCAACCAUGAAUAACCAACAGACUGAUCCUGCACGAUUGAUGAUACCUUAGGAAUGUUUAGUACGGACAGGCAUAUAUACCUGAAUGUGAACCGCGAGCAUUAAGAGAGCAAA